Messenger RNA from Drosophila obscura, 2039 nucleotides. RefSeq lists its product as uncharacterized. The record is from RefSeq and is a predicted model, not a curated record. The transcript is spliced from 10 exons. Gene Ontology annotation, molecular function: protein binding. NCBI's taxonomy places the organism in Eukaryota, Metazoa, Arthropoda, Insecta, Diptera, Drosophilidae. The annotation marks the transcript as partial.
AAACCCUUUGUACAGGAUGUGAUAGCGCCAGACACAAAGGAGAGCCAGCCCAUGGAGGAGUCGCAGCAGUCAAGAGGAGGAAAACCAACAGCAGCACCACCGGAACCGGAAAAGGAACAGGAAACGGAAACGGCACCUGAUGAGGAUGGCAACGAUUCGCUGACAUCGGCCAUGGCCAUCGAGGGCUUUGUGCAGGGCGCGCCCGAGGAUUAUACAGUUCAGUCUCAAACUGCAAUUGAUGAAGAGGCACGCAUGAAGCAGAUCAUCGAGUCCGGGGACCUGGAGCAGCUGGCCGAGAUCGUGCUGAAUGGCGAGGGCGCUAGUCUGUUGAAUCUCAAGUCCAAGGAGGCGGAGAUACAGGCCUUUCUCAACAACGUGCCCAGCUACAUGGAGAAAAUCCAUCGCGUGCACGAUGCGGCACGUGACGGCAAUUUGCUGGCCCUGCAGCAGGCACUGGAUCGCCGGAAGUUUGCCAUUGCAAAGGACGACAUAUCCCCCAAUGGCUCCACCGCCCUGCACGUGGCCGUGCUCUUUGGACACACGGACAUCGUUCGGUAUUUGGCUUCGCGUUUCCCGGAGACCAUGACAAUUACGGAUAAUGACGGACGCACGCCGCUCCACUAUGCAGCCACCAUUAAGGACAAUGGCCAUUUCUACAACAUGUUGUUGCAGCUGGGCGGCAAUCCCAAGGCACUGGACAAGCUGGGCCACACGGCCGAGUUCUAUUUGGACAAGGAGAAGGCGAUGGACAUCCUCAACUACACGGAGCUGCUCAAUCUCUUUGGGGCCGAGGAGCUCGAGAAUCAGUUGCUCAACGAUCAAGGUCAGGCGCAGUCCGUGAGUUUUCAGGCCAAUCCCAUCUUCAAGACGGAACAGGGCAAAUAUCUGGCAGAUUCUCUGGCUGAUCCUCUGAUCAAGGCGCUCACCGAGAUCGCCAACAAACGGCCCAAGGAUCCCGUGGCCUAUCUGACCGGCUAUCUGCAGCACUUCAUGGGCGAACGGAAGCCCAUCACCCAAGUGGAAGUGCACACGGGCACCACCACCUCCUCCUCCUCCUCCUCCAAUCCCAUGGCGAAAUCCAAUCCCAAGCUGGUCAGCAGUCGCAAUGGCAUCGGCAAUGCCGAUCUCAUCGAGCUGGAUGCCCGAUCGCUGGCCGAUGAGGAUGCAGACGGAGCCCUGGCCAUGCAGCACAUGGAGGAACGGGACGAGCACGGCCAGAGCAUGUUGCACUUUGCCUGCGCGCGCUCCCAUCGCCGCGGGGCACUCUACACGCUCAUCGAGGAGUCUGGCAUCGAUAUCACCUACCGCGAUGAGCUAUACCGCACCGCGCGCGACGUCUCCCUUCAGGCCAAUCAGCCCAACAAUGCGGCGGAGAUCGAUCGCUAUAUCCUGGCCCAGGCUGCCAUCGGCCAAGUGGCACCCUUCGACGAACUGGCGUUGCAGGGCUACGAUCACAUCCUGGACAUCGAGGAUGAGAGCGGUCAGUCCAUCGGGGAUGUGGUGGCCAGCCGACAGCACCAAGCCCUGGCCCAGUUCUUGGAGGCGCUGCGUGGGCUGGAGGAGACCCGCGAGGAGCUCCACCAAAUGAUCAGGGAGAACAACAUGGAGAGAGUGAGGCAGCUGACCGCCGGCUCCAAUGUCAAGUGGCUGAUCAAAACCAAAAACUAUUACGGUCGAACCGCCCUGCACAUAGCAGUGCUGAAGGAGUCCGAGGAAAUGGUCCAGCACCUGGUCAAACUCUGUCCCGAAACACUGAAGAUCACGGACAACCUGGAGCGCACUGUGCUGCACUAUGCCAUGGGCACCAACUCCCUGGAGAGCGUCAGUCGGAUACUGAUUCAGAACGGGGCCAAGCGCACCGCCAAAGACCUGAAGGGCCGUCAGCCCAGCUAUUACUUCAUCAACAAGGCGGACAUACUGCGGCUUCAGGAAGAGGAGGAGGAGAGUCGCUAAAGAUCGCUGGAUGGCUGCUACUCGAGUCAAGCAAUAUGUAUAGAAUACUCUGUAAGCGCUGUAGUCCAAUAAAAUAAAUAUACUCG